AUUCCCUCUAUUGUACAGGCAGACAAUGAGGGCCAUGGGUGGAGGGCUUAAAAAGGACAGACGCACACAGACAGCCAACAACCCUGGACAGAGACAGCAACCAACAGCUCAAAUAGUUGCAGUGCAUUUAGGAGGACUGUGCUAUCCCAGGGUUCUCCUUGAUGCUGUACACUUUAGCAGGAGGGGGUACACUCUGUGGUGUGGCCGCCCUCGUGCUCCUCAUCGUCUCCACGGCGACCGACUUCUGGAUGCAGUACCGCUACUCGGGAGCGUCGGCCAAUCAGGGCCUCUGGAGGUUUUGCAUCAAUCACAAGUGCCACGCCCACACCAUCACUGUGGCCUUCUGGGAUGCGACAAGGGCCUUCAUGCUACUGUCCGUGCUGAGCUGCUUUGCUGGCGUAUUGCUGGGCCUGAGUGCCUUCGUCAACGGCACCAAGAGCAGGAGGGUCCGGACGGGGGGCUUCGCUCUGCUCCUGUCAGGUUUCCUAGCUCUGUUAGCUCUGGCCAUCUACACUGGCGUGACGGUCAACUUCUUUGGCAAGCGCUUCCUUGAUUGGCGCUUCUCCUGGUCCUACAUCGUAGCUUGGGUGGCCAUCAUCUUAUCUUUCGCUGCUGGUGUGUUCCAACUCUGUGCCUUUCAGAAGAACAUUGCAGAACCGCCCCCUACCAACGUUCAAGAAAGCUAAAUGGAACUCAUCUUUUACCUGCAUACUAAAAGAAAAAUCUACCAACCACUAGUCUUUACUAUUGUCACUGAUAGCAAUGUGACAACAGCUAUGGAAACAACCUGUGUCUGGUCAAAUCUGCUGAACAGAAUAAAAUUGAAUAUUUGA
Messenger RNA from Coregonus clupeaformis (lake whitefish), 833 nucleotides. RefSeq names its product lens fiber membrane intrinsic protein-like. NCBI's taxonomy places the organism in Eukaryota, Metazoa, Chordata, Actinopteri, Salmoniformes, Salmonidae. The transcript has 5 exons. Gene Ontology annotation, molecular function: structural constituent of eye lens. Bases 162 to 686 code for a protein of 174 amino acids. The record is from RefSeq and is a predicted model, not a curated record. Gene Ontology annotation, cellular component: plasma membrane.